GCGGACGGGCGGGGCGAGGCGGCGCCACCUCUUCCUCCCGCGCGCCCCGCGGAGCCCCGCCGGAGCCGAGCCCGAGCAGCGCGGAGCCCCGCCGGAGGCGCUGCGCUCGGCCCCUGACCGACCCGACUGUGCGCCGGCCGCGCCCCCGCCCGUUCAGCAGGAUGUCGGUGAAGGAGGGGGCGCAGCGCAAGUGGGCGGCGCUGAAGGAGAAGCUGGGGCCGCAGGACUCGGACCCCACGGAGGCCAACCUGGAGAGCGCCGACCCCGAGCUGUGCAUCCGGCUGCUGCAGAUGCCCUCCGUGGUCAACUACUCGGGCCUGCGCAAGCGGCUGGAGAGCAGCGACGGUGGCUGGAUGGUGCAGUUCCUGGAGCAGAGCGGCCUGGACCUGCUGCUCGAGGCCCUGGCGCGCCUGUCCGGCCGCGGCGUGCCCCGCAUCGCCGACGCCCUGCUGCAACUCACCUGUGUCAGCUGUGUGCGUGCCGUCAUGAACUCGCAACAGGGCAUCGAGUAUAUCCUCAGCAACCAGGCCUACGUGCGCCAGCUCUCCCAGGCUCUGGACACAUCCAACGUGAUGGUCAAGAAGCAGGUGUUUGAGCUGCUGGCUGCCCUGUGCAUCUACUCGCCCGAGGGCCACAUGCUGGCCCUGGAUGCUCUAGACCACUACAAGACGGUGGGCAGCCAGCAGUACCGCUUCAGUGUCGUCCUGAACGAGCUCGCGGACAGCGACAAUGUGCCCUACCUGGUCACGCUGCUCAGUGUGGUCAACGCCGUCAUCCUGGGCCCUGAGGACCUCCGUGCACGUGCCCAGCUGCGCAGCGAGUUCAUCGGACUGCAGCUGCUGGACGUUCUGACACGGCUGCGGGACCUGGACGAUGCCGACCUGCUGAUCCAGCUGCAGGCCUUCGAGGAGGCCAGGGCUGAGGACGAGGAGGAGCUGCUGCGUGUCUGCGGCGGCAUCGACAUGAACAGCCACCAGGAGGUCUUCGCCUCCGUGUUUCACAAGGUGAGCUGCUCCCCAGCAUCUGCCCAGCUGCUGUCCAUGCUGCAGGGCCUCCUGUACCUGGAGCCCACCCGCCCGUCCUGCCAGCUGCUCUGGGAGGCUCUGGAGGGCCUGGUGAACCGGGCCGUGCUCCUGGCCAGUGACACCCAGGAAUGCACCCUAGAGGAGGUGACCGAGCGGCUCCUGUCUGUCAAGGGGCAGCCCCGGCCCAGCUCCCUGAACAAAGCCCACAAGAGUGUCCAGGCUGAUCUAGGCCAGAGUCGGGGCAGCUCCCCCCAGAAUACUGGUGCCCCAAAGGCAGGGGUAGAAGGUCGGCAGCCAGCCACAGCCCUCGCCUCCCAGCCCGUGGUCAGCAUGCAGAGUGGGAGCCACGUGACAGCUCCACAACCAGCAGCCCUGGAGCAGCGGGCAGCCCCCCCACCCCCGCCUGCACCCCCACUCCCCGGCUCCCCGACUGUGCCCCCCCCUCCUCCACCUCCACCCCUGCCAGGCCUGGGGAUGUCAUUUUCUCCACCCCCCCCAUUGCCUGGCUCUUCUGGGACCUCACCCCCGCCACCUCCACCGCUCCCCGGCACAGGGUGCCUCCCUCCACCCCCACCCCUGCCAGGCUCCAGCCCCCCUGCAAUGGGUGCCAUGGAAGAGAUCAUCGUGGCCCAGGUGGACCAUAGCCUGGGGUCCGCCUGGGUCCCAGUCCACCGGCGGGUAAACCCACCCACACUGCGUAUGAAGAAGCUGAACUGGCAGAAGCUGCCAUCCAACGUGGCCCGAGAGCACAGCUCCAUGUGGGCCCUGCUGAGCAGCCCGGACGCCGACCUGGUGGAGCCCGACUUCUCCCAGAUCGAGCAGCUCUUCUCCUUCCCCGAGGCCAAGCCCAAGGGGGCAGCUGCAGCCCCGGCCAGGAGGGAGCCCAGGGAGAUCACAUUCCUGGACCCCAAGAAGAGUCUGAACCUCAACAUCUUCCUGAAGCAGUUUAAAUGCUCCAACGAGGAGGUCACCACUAUGAUCCGGGCUGGGGAUACCACCAGGUUUGACGUGGAGGUCCUCAAACAGCUCCUCAAGCUCCUUCCUGAGAAGCACGAGAUUGAGAACCUGCGCUCCUUCAGGGACGAUCAGGCCAAGCUAGCCAGCGCUGACCGGUUCUACCUCCUCCUGCUGGGCAUCCCCUGCUACCAGCUGCGGGUGGAGUGCAUGCUGCUGUGUGAGGGCACGGCCGUCAUGCUGGACAUGCUGCAGCCCAAGGCCCAGCUGGUGCUCGCCGCCUGCAAUAGCCUGCUCACCAGCCACCAGCUGCCUGUCUUCUGCCAGCUGAUCCUGCAAAUUGGAAACUUCCUCAACUACGGCAGCCACACUGGGGACGCCGACGGCUUCAAGAUCAGCACGCUGCUGAAGCUCACGGAGACCAAGUCCCAGCAGGGCCGCGUGACACUACUGCAUCACCUGCUGGAGGAGGUGGAGAAGAGCCACCCGGACCUCCUGCAGCUGCCCCGGGACCUGGAGCAGCCCUCCCGGGCGGCAGGGAUCAACCUGGAGAUCAUCCGCUCAGAGUCCAGUACCAACCUGAAGAAGCUUCUGGAGAUGGAGCAGAGGGUGACCUCGUCCGUCCCCGAGGUGCAGGAGCAGUACGGCGAGCGCCUGCAGACCAGCAUUGCGGCCUCCCAGGCACUGGACAAGGUGCUCCAGGCCAUCGAGCAGAAGAAACAGGAACUGGCCAGCUACCUGUGUGAGGACGCCCAGCAGCUGUCCCUGGAGGACACGUUCAGCACCAUGAAGGCUUUCCGGGACCUCUUCAUCCGCGCCCUGAAGGAGAACAAGGACCGGAAGGAGCAGGCGGUGAAGGCCGAGAAGAGGAAGCAGCAGCUGGCACGGGAGGAGGCGCGGAGGCCUCGGGGCGAGGAUGGCACGCCCGGCAGGAAGGGCGGCGGCAAGCCGGAGGAGGUAUGUGUCAUCGACGCCCUGCUGGCCGACAUCAGGAAGGGCUUCCAGCUGCGGAAGACGGCACGGGGCCGAGGCGACACGGAGUGGGGCAGCAAGGCCGCGCCCCCAGACACCCUGAGGAGCAAGGCACCUGCAGCCGCGAGUGACCCCCGAGGAGGCCUCACGGGAGGCACCAGCUGCCCCACCUCUGAGCCUGUUCUGGGCUCUGCAGUGGCUGGGCAGCCCCCAAGCUGGGACCUUAUGGACGCCACCACCCCCAGCCCUCAGCCCACCAGAGACGGGCCAGAGGAGGGCAGGCCUGGGCCCCUAGAGAGGUGCUCUUCCUGGUACAUCGAUGCCACUGACGUCCUGACCGCAGAGGACCCCCAGGGUGUCCGGCCCUCUGCAGGGGCCUGGCCGGUGGUGCUGGAAGACACCCAGGCCCUGAAGCCCCUCAAGUUCUCCGGUGACAAGCCCCCUGGGGCCACAGGUUCCAGCCAAGACACCAAGGGCCCCGCAGCCCCACAAGGCGUCCGCCAGGCCGAGGCCGACCGCGCAGGCGAGGGUCCGGAGUGUGCCGCUCCGUGUGGCCCCGGCAGGGGUGGAGACAGGGACGAGGAGGACACAGCCCCAGAUUCUGCGCUGGACACAUCUCUGGACAGGUCUUUCUCCGAGGACGCCGUGACUGACUCCUCAGGGUCCAGCCCUCUCCCGAGGGCCCAGGGCCGCGCCUCAAAGGGGGGGGCCGGCAAGAGAAGGAAGAGACGCCCCCCAAAGAGACAGGAAGAGGUUGCCCCUGACUCUGACGAUAAUAAAACAAAAAGCCUGUGUGUGACCCAGUAAGGCCCCAGGCCCAAAGCGAAGUGAGAGUGCCCACAGCUGGCCUCCACACGCAGCGAGCCGCUGGACAUGCUGCUGAGCGGGGCUCCUCUGGGGCCAGGCUGAGACCGGGCCCCUGGGAAACCGAAUCUCCGUGCCUUACCCAGCCAGGGACAUCCUCUCAGCCUUCUUGGGGCAUUGUGCCUGGGACCCCGCCUGGUGCCCUCAUGACCGCCUGCAUGCCCUCGGCCCCUCAUGGUCUGCUUGCUGAACACCAACACCCAGGCCCACACUGGGGCACCCGCCGUGGGGCCGGGUCAGGUGGCUGUGUUCCUGGGGUGCCUGAAGCAUGCUCCCCCAUCUGGGGGCCUGGCACCCAGAUUCUUUUGGAGACAGGCCCUCGCAGACCCCUCCCCAUGAAGCCAGGCAGUGCAGAAGCCUCACUGCCCCCCUAAGGGCCCCACUCAGCUGGACUGGAGCAGACUGGUUUUUACCCAAAAUAUGUUUGUUUCUGCCUUUCUGCUGUCCUGUGAUGGCUUAGCUGGGGACAGCUGGUCACGUGGGGGGGACCGAGGGCCUUGGGCGGGCCAGGGUCUUCCUCAGUGGGUUGGGGGGUUCCCACGGCCCCAUCCCGCUGUGCCCAGCCCUGCACGGGGGAGGUGUAGGCCCUGGCUGCCAGACUCUGUAGCCAGGGCCUGGGCCCCCGCCUCCCCCGCCCCAGGUGUGUGCUGCCACGUGAAGGCUGGAGGGCUUUGACCAAUAAAAAGCAAAGUUGGCCCAGCA
Messenger RNA from Manis javanica (Malayan pangolin), 4517 nucleotides. RefSeq names its product inverted formin 2 (gene INF2). NCBI's taxonomy places the organism in Eukaryota, Metazoa, Chordata, Mammalia, Pholidota, Manidae. Gene Ontology annotation, biological process: actin cytoskeleton organization. The record is from RefSeq and is a predicted model, not a curated record. Gene Ontology annotation, molecular function: actin binding; small GTPase binding.